GAUAAGAAUAAUUAGACUAGAGCCAAAAUGAUGUCGGUGGAUGAAAUUCGAAAGGAUCAACGUGCUCAAGGCACAGCCACAAUCCUGGCAAUUGGAACAGCAAAUCCUCCACAUUUUAUUGAACAAAGUAAAUUUCCUGAUACUUAUUUUCGCAUGACCCAUGACGACCACAUGAUCGAACUCAAAAAGAAAAUGCAACGCAUGUGUGAUAAAACCAUGAUAAGAAAACGACACAUGUACGUCAACGAAGAGUUUGUAGAAGAGAACCCGAUUAUACGUGAACAUAAUGCGCCUUCAUUGGAUAUUAGACAAGAUAUAUCAGCUGUACUAAUAUCAGAGUUAGGCAAGGAAGCUGCUGAGAAGGCGAUCAAGGAAUGGGGCCAACCAAAGUCAAAAAUCACUCACUUAAUUUGUUGUACCACUAUGGCUGCAUUCUUGCCCGGGAUUGACUACCGAAUUCUCAAGCUAUUAGAUCUUGACCUAUCUGUUAAGCGAAUGAUGUUGUAUCAACAAGGUUGUAAUGGGGGUGGCACUGUACUACGAAUGGCCAAAGACAUAGUUGAGAACAAUAAAGGUGCCCGUGUCUUGAUUGUGGUUUCUGAGGUAACCUUGAUUGGCUUGCGUGGCUUUAGUGAGACUGAUAUGGAUGUUCUUGUGAGCCAUUCCUUAUUUGGUGAUGGGGCAGCUGCUCUUGUCGUUGGUGCAGAUCCAAUGCCAGGUGUUGAGAAGCCCAUCUUUGAACUAAUCUCUACAUCCCCAACAAUAGUGUCCGAUAGCGCUGGGGCAAUUACUGGGAGUAUUCGUGAGAGUGGACUAAUAAUUCAUAUUGGGAAAGAAGUUCCAGGCCUUAUUGCAAGCCACAUUGAGAAGAAACUGAUUGAGUUAUUCCAACCUCUGGGUAUCUCUGAUUGGAACUCAAUCUUUUGGGCUAUACAUCCUGGUGGGCCUGCAAUAUUGGAUAAAAUUGAGGCCACGCUAGGACUUAAGCCUGAAAAACUACUUGCAACAAGACAUGUGCUUGCAGAGUAUGGUAAUAUGUCAAGCGUGACUGUACUGUUUGCUUUGGAUGAGAUGAGGAAGAGGUCAAUUGAAAAUGGGCUUAAGACCACAGGAGAUGGGUCGGAAUGGGGAGUGCUAUUUGGAUUUGGUCCUGGGCUUACUAUUGAAAGUUUGGUUCUCCACAGUUGCGAUACAAAUGCCCCAACAACCUUGAAUGGCGUUAAAGACUAAGCCUUGGAUGGCCUACAAAGUUUUUUGAGUUUCCUACGUUUCUAUGUUUUCAAUCGUUGGUCCUACUGAUCUUAGAGUUUAUAUUAAUCAUUGUAUGUGCAAGAGUGAGCGAAA
Messenger RNA from Pistacia vera, 1344 nucleotides. RefSeq names its product chalcone synthase J-like. The record is from RefSeq and is a predicted model, not a curated record. Bases 28 to 1230 code for a protein of 400 amino acids. The transcript has 2 exons. Gene Ontology annotation, molecular function: acyltransferase activity, transferring groups other than amino-acyl groups. Gene Ontology annotation, biological process: polyketide biosynthetic process. Lineage: Eukaryota; Viridiplantae; Streptophyta; Magnoliopsida; Sapindales; Anacardiaceae.